AUGGCGCUUUCUUCUCGCGUGAACUGCCCGGGUUCCGAGGCCGCCGACACAGAGCCCCAUUUUUCCGGGCGACGUGGAGUCCGAAUGGGACUACGAGUGAUUUUGGUUUUUGUGAGCACGUUCCUGCUGCUAGACUCUCUAUCGUUUCCCGGAUGCAUACGCGCGCUGGCUUCCGAUUCAACGAACCCAUCUUGUGAGACAGAAGGGGCUGUGACUAAGUGCACUUGCACAAAAACUGAAGAGAGUGACACGGUACUCACAGCAACUCUCUCUGAAAAGAAAAACGUCCUUGAAAUUGCAUGCAAAAAAGAGCAGCUGAAAUGCGCUCCCGAUGACCUCGCGACCAACGAGGUCUGCCCUUCAACCACAGCCACCCUGAAGGCUUGCAAAAAAGCAAAAAGAGGACCCACUGCGUCGUUCGACAUCAACACCCUCCUCAGCGGUUCCCCAAAAGACGUAUCCUGGCGUAAUUGUGACGACGCGACGUGCACGACUAAGAAGUUGACGAUCCCUCCUGAAAAUUUCCCCUUUGUCGACCAACAGUUCAUUGUCGGCUGCGUAGAUAAGAGCGCUUCUAAAGACACAAUGAAGGUGACAGUGACGCUGCAAGCGAGAGCGAGUGCGACGGACGAACAGACUGUCAAAUGUGCGUACGGACAGAAUAGCAAUCCAACACACCAAGCCGUCACACUGAGUCCGGAGAAGAACAGCUUCACCCUGGUCUGCGGCGACGAGGGAGAAGUUCUGCCGACAAAUUACAAAGAGGCGUACUGCGUGAGUGAAACCGGGAGGGAAGCAUCCGAGUCCUGCAGUGGGGCGUACGAAGGUAUUUUCGCGAAUUACGAAGCGACCUGGUGGACACAAACGGCAAACACCGACGAGUACAAGUUCACGAUUCCAGAAGGGCAAUUCCCGGCAGAGGAACAGAAGAUCACUGUUGGCUGUCAAAAGAAGACAGCCACUGAGCCCGGAAACCACAAGAAGGAAGGGGAUGAAAAUGAUUCGAGUGUGUGCAGUGUUGACGUGACGAUUGUGGCAUCUGCAGCAUCAUCUGGGGUGUUGACGAGUGGCAUGGCCGUUAUGUUGCUGUCGUUGGCGGCAGUUUUCUCCACACCUCUACUGUAG
Messenger RNA from Neospora caninum, 1125 nucleotides. RefSeq names its product SRS domain-containing protein. Gene Ontology annotation, cellular component: membrane. The record is from RefSeq and is a predicted model, not a curated record. The coding region runs from base 1 to 1125 and encodes 374 amino acids. The transcript has a single exon. Lineage: Eukaryota; Apicomplexa; Conoidasida; Eucoccidiorida; Sarcocystidae.